Molecule: messenger RNA, 1825 nt
Organism: Truncatella angustata
Lineage: Eukaryota; Fungi; Ascomycota; Sordariomycetes; Amphisphaeriales; Sporocadaceae
Product: ribosome biogenesis protein Nop53/GLTSCR2
Exons: 2
Coding region: 155-1471 (438 amino acids)
Biological process (GO): rRNA processing; ribosomal large subunit assembly
Cellular component (GO): nucleolus
Molecular function (GO): 5S rRNA binding
Source: RefSeq, a predicted model, not a curated record
GACGAAGGGAGAGAGAAGGAGCACCUGCAGCGCCUGGAAUUCGUACUGGAACUGGAAUUGGAACUCCCCGCCAAAUUUGAGAACCGGACAAAUUCAGACGUUUGCAACAGACGCUUUCUUGACUUCCCUCCAGCGGCGCCGGCAUACCAACAAGAUGCCAGUCAUUAAGCCUCUUGCAGGCUCGACAGCGGCCCCGGCCACGCGCAAACAGCCCUCCAGAAAAGGCAAAAAGGCAUGGCGAAAGAACGUAGAUGUCUCCGAAGUCGAGAAGGGUCUUGACGAACUGAACGAAGAAAUCAUCAAAGGUGGCGUUGUUGCUGAGCGAGCUUCCCACGACCUUUUCACUCUCGACACCGUCGGCGACGCAGCAAUCCCCAAGAAGUUCCCCAAGCAUGCUUCCAAGAAACUGAAGUCGGAUGAGAUUCUGGCCGGUCGGUCAGCCGUGCCAGCCGUGGAUUCGCGCAAGAGAUCGAGCGACAGCGCAUCCAAGAGUUCAGACGGCAUCAUCGCCCCCAAGCGACAGCGCACCGGCUACGUCACACAAAAGGAACUCAGAAAGCUCAAGAAGGUAGCUGAUGGUCAUCACGAUGAUUCAAUCGAGUUCACUGAGACCGCUUAUGACCCCUGGGCUGUUGAGGCACCAAAGCCCCUGGCAGACGACUAUGUACAUGACACUCGGGACGACAGCAAGAAGGCGCCCAAAUCACUGGCUGGCAAGGCUAUCUCCUUGGCUGCAAACGGAAAGACAAUCCCCGCUGUAUCGAAACCCGCUGGAGACUACAGCUACAACCCUGCCUUCGAAGAGUAUCAGGCUCGUUUGAUUGAGGAGGGAAACAAGGCUGUUGAGGCUGAGAAGAAGCGCUUGGCCGAAGAAGAGGCCGACCGUAUCAGAACGGAGGCUGCCGCUAGGUCAGCUGCCGAAGCAGAGGCCGCAGAAGCCCGCGCUCAGUUGUCAGAAUGGGAGGAGGACUCGGAGUGGGAAGGCUUCCAGAGCGGGGGUGAAGAAUUGAAGGUGUCAGCCAAGAGGCCCGGAAGGAAAACGCCAGUCCAGCGCAACAAAAUCAAGAGGCGCCACGAAGAAGAGCGACGGUUGAAGCAUGAGGCCAAGACAAGAGUCAGAAAGGCUCAACUGGAACAGAUCAAGGAGAUCGCCAAGGCUGCAUCAGAGAAGGACCUGGCACGAGCCCUGGCCAAUGCCGAAGACAGUGACACAAGCACCGAAGGGACCGACAGUGUUCUCCGCAGAAAGCAACUAGGCAAGAUCAAGCUACCCGAGAGGGAUCUCGAGCUCGUACUCCCAGAUGAGCUACAAGAUUCCUUGAGGUUAUUGAAACCAGAAGGCAAUCUGCUCAAGGACCGGUACCGGAGCCUCGUGGUGAGAGGAAAGGUGGAGGCCCGCAGAAGAACUGCUUUGAGACAUGCCAGGAUGAAGGCUACGGAGAAGUGGACUUACAAGGACUUCAAGAUAUAGUCCAAUCACAGCAAGCAAUAGACGGUGCAAAUACCUCAGGUUUCCCCCCUUCAAAUACCAUACUAGCGGACCUCAAUUCAGAAUACGACCACCAAGUGAUGGCCAUGUUGAAUGCGAUGAGCCCCUGCGUUAUGGCAUAGUUUUCUUGUUCGGUGAGGCUGUACAAAUUCUACGCACCCAGUGAGACCCCUGAACUCGGAGCGGCGAGUUGCAAUGACCCAUCUGUCAGUUACUGUAUAGUCGGACAUCUACAGUAGAACCGUAAAUCAUUUCACAAAGUGUAUGCCUGCUGUACUGUACGACUGCAGCGUCAAACAUGAUACCUACAUAGGCAUAAGUACCAAUACAUGGACC